Molecule: messenger RNA, 939 nt
Organism: Biomphalaria glabrata
Lineage: Eukaryota; Metazoa; Mollusca; Gastropoda; Planorbidae
Exons: 2
Coding region: 1-939 (312 amino acids)
Source: RefSeq, a predicted model, not a curated record
AUGGUUUCAACGAAGUACUUCCGUGGAGUCUGGCUGCUGGCUUCUAACAUCAACCUCCUGUACUUCUGUGUCUCUCAUGGGGAGAGUUUUGACUUAGCUGCAAGUGCAGACAACUGUGAAAAUUGUGGAGAGACUUUCUUCGUGAUUAUCUCCCAUCUGUUCCACUACAAGACUGAAGACAAAACAGGAGAAUCAACGACAACAGUUGUAGUCAGUUACAGUCAGUUACAGUUACAGUCAGUUACAGACAGUUGUAGUCAGUUACAGUCAGUUACAGUUACAGUCUGUUACAGUCAGUUACAGACAGUUGUAGUCAGUUACAGUCAGUUACAGUUACAGUCUGUUACAGUCAGUUACAGUCUGUUACAGUCUGUUACAGUCAGUUACAGUCAGUUACAGUCUGUUACAGUCAGUUACAGUUACAGUCUGUUACAGUCAGUUAUUGUCUGUUACAGUCUGUUACAGUCAGUUGUAGUCAGUUACAGUCAGUUACAGACAGCUGUAGUCAGUUACAGUCUGUUACAGUUACAGUCUGUUACAGUCAGUUACAGUCUGUUACAGUCUGUUACAGUCAGUUACAGUUACAGUUGUAGUCAGUUACAGUCUGUUACAGUUACAGUCUGUUACAGUCAGUUACAGACAGUUGUAGUCAGUUACAGUUACAGUCUGUUACAGUCAGUUACAGACAGUUGUAGUCAGUUACAGUCAGUUACAGUCUGUUACAGUCAGUUACAGUUACAGUCAAUUACAGUCUGUUACAGUCAGUUACAGUUACAGUCUGUUACAGUCAGUUACAGUCUGUUACAGUCUGUUACAGUCAGUUGUAGUCAGUUACAGUCAGUUACAGACAGUUGUAGUCAGUUACAGUCUGUUACAGUUACAGUCUGUUACAGUCAGUUACAGUCUGUUACAGUCUGUUACAGUCAGUUACAGUUGUAG